Molecule: messenger RNA, 2727 nt
Organism: Dryobates pubescens (Downy woodpecker)
Lineage: Eukaryota; Metazoa; Chordata; Aves; Piciformes; Picidae
Product: methylenetetrahydrofolate dehydrogenase (NADP+ dependent) 2 like
Exons: 8
Coding region: 31-1077 (348 amino acids)
Biological process (GO): tetrahydrofolate interconversion
Cellular component (GO): mitochondrion
Molecular function (GO): methenyltetrahydrofolate cyclohydrolase activity; methylenetetrahydrofolate dehydrogenase (NADP+) activity; methylenetetrahydrofolate dehydrogenase (NAD+) activity
Source: RefSeq, a predicted model, not a curated record
CGCCGCUUGCGUCGGUGGGUCGGGCGCGACAUGGCGGCGGCGGCCGCGGCCGCCCUCUGCUCGUCCCGCUGCGUGCUGCGCCCGGGCUUGGCGCCGCUGAGGAGGUGGCGCAGCCUCGCUCGCCCCCUGCCCCGGGCCGCCUACAGCACCAGCAGCUCCCCUCGCAGCGCCGCCAGUGAUGAAGCAACCAUUAUCUCAGGGACAAAGCUUGCUAACCAGGUUCUGAAAGAAGUUCAAAAGGAUGUGGAAUCCUGGGUAUCCCUUGGAAACAAGAGACCUCACCUGACUGUCAUACUAGUAGGAGACAACCCAGCCAGUCACAUCUAUGUCAGAAACAAGAUGAAAGCAGCUGCAGCUGUAGGCAUUUCUAGUGAGAUCAUACUGAGGCCUAAGGACAUUUCUCAGGAAGAGCUCUUGGAUGUGACAGUAAAACUCAAUAAGGAUUCAACAGUUAGUGGUUUAUUAGUUCAGCUACCUCUCCCAGGUCACAUCGACGAGCGCACCGUCUGCAACGCCAUCGCGCCCGGCAAGGACGUGGACGGCUUCCACAUCAUGAACAUCGGCCGCCUGUGCCUGGACCAGCCCUCCAUCAUCCCUGCCACUGCUGCUGCUGUCUGGGAGAUCAUCCAGCGGACUGGAAUACAAACCUUCGGAAAAAACGUUGUGGUAGUUGGGAGAUCUAAGAACGUUGGAAUGCCUAUUUCAAUGCUUUUGCACACUGAUGGAGAGCAUGAAAGGCCUGGAGGCGAUGCUACGGUGACCAUCACUCACAGAUACACCCCGAAGGAGCAGCUCAAGAUCCUCACACAGCUGGCUGACAUUGUCAUAGUGGCUGCAGGUAUCCCAAAGCUGAUUACAACUGAUAUGGUCAAAGAAGGUGCAGCUGUGAUCGAUGUAGGCAUCAACCAUAUCCAUGAUCCUCUUACAGGAAAGACCAAAUUAGUUGGGGACGUGGACUUCGAAGAAGUGAAGAAGAAGGCUGGCUUUAUCACCCCAGUGCCGGGAGGGGUAGGACCUAUGACUGUGGCCAUGCUUCUGAAGAACACUCUCCUGGUGGCUAAAAAGCUCCUUUACUAGAGCCCCUGGGCUGCCUGGGAAGAGGAAUCCAAGCUGUUGUAUUUAUUGACACACCAAAUAUUUAUUUUUUACUACAAAGAUUAUUUAUUUCUACAUUGUAUUUAUUUUUUCAUGUGGAGUACACUGAACCUGAUGCUUUACAAGCUGUUAAGAUACUUUGUGUAACCUCCUACGGACUUCUGUGAGCAAAGCUCAACGGGAGAGCUGUGCAGGUACCUUGGUGGUGUGUGUGAAGUGCAGCCUGAAGCAUGAAUUACACACGUGCCUGUGUAUCUGGGGAGGGGAUGCAAUUACCAAGGGCUUUUAAGCACUUAAGACCCUCAUUUUUGAUCAAACAGUAUGAAAAUUCGAAGUUUCAACAGGCUAGAUACCCUUUAAAAAGAUGGUUUGGGUUCUGAGGUCAUGAAAUGCUCUAGGUGUAGUUUGGGGUCUUGAAAAUGCCUUUAUUUGUUUUUCAAGCACUUGGAGGCAGCAGCAGGUAUCUUGGAUCCAGAAGGGGUGCAAGGCUGCAAUAUCUGUUUUGACUGCAAGGCAGCAGUGCUGACAGGAAGGCAGAUCUGUGUGGAAGCAGUCAAGUGAAGCUGAGCACUGGUGACAUUCUGACUUUAAACAUACACAAGAGAGGUGACUAAAAUUGAGGGCAGAAUUCUUUCUUUUCUUUCUGUGUCUGGAUUUGUUUGACAAAAUGUUUUAGUGUGCAGUGCCCAGAGAGAAACCUGAACAGCUGGGUGGGCUGGAUGGGCAGCACUUGGACAGGAUGUAUUUAAAACUACUCUGUGUGUACAUGAUGUAUAGUGGGGGGAGAAGAGGGAGAGGAAAGCAAGAGUUUAUCCUGCUGAAAUCUUUUUGUGUUGGAAUUUUAAGCCAUUUAAUUAUUCUCUUCUUUUCUGAAACUGCAUGAAGAGGUCUUUUGGAGUCCAUGGUGUGAGGCUCAGCCCCGUGAAUCCUUGGCUGCCACCUUUUGCUGCUUAGAGGGGACCGUGUGGGAGAAUAUGAUGUUUCUGUUUCCUUAAAUGGUAGUUCCAGGAUGGAUCUGGAGUGGUUUCAUGCAGUGUAACAGCUGGAGUUACUGCUAAGAUGCCAGUUGAACUGAGAGUGUGCACUAUGGACACAAAGAGCCUACCCACUUCCCUCUGGUGUCCAGUGGGAGCCAGUUUGGACUCUUCGUGGGUUUAUCUCAGUUGGGGUGACUGUGAUUUCUUUUCAUCUAGAGCCUUAGGGGUUUGCCAGCAGGACUGAAAGGAGAAGAAAAACCAAAUUGUGGCUAAAUACUACUGCUGUUAAACAAAGAAUGUGCUUGCUGUAAUAAAAGAAAUGAGAUGGCCUAUCACUGAUGUGUUGAUUGUUCUUCUGCUGGACUUCCUGAGAGCUUGGUCCGAGACCAAGAGAGGCUGACAGAAUCUUUGCUGAGUAUUCAGUGCCAGUAGUACAAACACUUGUUGAAGGUGUAAAGGUCAGGAGGAUCAAGGUGCCUGUGGAGAACAUAUUUAGAUUGGUCAGCCCAUCACUGGCUAAGAUGGAACAAAACUUGGUCACUGUGAUGUUCAUCUUGGUGACAGGUUUCAAUGUGGUUCUGGCUGGUUUUUGUCAGUGUGCUAAGAUGGAGCAAAUGCAGCUCUGUUGCCUGUGCAGUCAUUUUAUUCAUGUUUG